This is a messenger RNA of Ascochyta rabiei, 2352 nucleotides long. RefSeq names its product Dipeptidyl-peptidase IV. Gene Ontology annotation, biological process: proteolysis. The record is from RefSeq and is a predicted model, not a curated record. Gene Ontology annotation, molecular function: serine-type endopeptidase activity; dipeptidyl-peptidase activity. The transcript is spliced from 2 exons. Bases 1 to 2352 code for a protein of 783 amino acids. Lineage: Eukaryota; Fungi; Ascomycota; Dothideomycetes; Pleosporales; Didymellaceae.
AUGCGUUCGUUCGCGGUCAUUGCUGCGGCUCUGCCGUUGAUACAGGCCAUUGAGCCCCCAAGGUUCCCGCAUCAGCCACUCGGAAGCAGCAACUCCACCACUCGUCUGAACUACAACAUCACCACAGACGCUCCUGGGCGAUUGACUGCUUCUACAAGGGCCUUUAGCUGGGUUAGCACGGGUGCAGACGGUGACUACAUUUACACUGGCACCGAUGGCUCGUUCUUGUUCGAGAACGUUGCAACUGGCGAGUCAUCGACGUUUCUGUCUGCCGAGAAGGUUCCGGCUGAUUACUGGGACUACUUCAUCUCUGGCGAUGCUAGCCACGUGCUAUGGGCAGUGAACUACACCAAGGAAUACAGGCAUUCAUACUACGCCGACUACCUUGUCCAGAACGUUGAGACUGGGGAAACAAUCUCGCUUGAUCCCGAGUCGAACGGCACUAUUCAGUAUGCUGAGUGGAGCCCUGUCUCCUCGUCCCAAAUUGCCUUCGUCAAGGGCAACAACCUCUACAUCUGGAACGACGGUAACGUCACUCAAAUCACCGAGAAUGGCGGACCGGAUUGGUUCAAUGCCAUACCUGACUGGGUGUACGAGGAAGAGAUCUUUGGUGACCGCUAUGCUCUGUGGUACAGCCCUGACGGCGAGAAGAUCGCCUUUUUGAGCUUCAAUGAGACCGGCGUCGGUACUUUCCGCAUCCCCUACUACAUGGACGAUGCCGAAGUUGCCCCUGUCUACGCUCGCGAGCUGGAGCUGCGCUACCCUAAGGUCGGCACCAAGAACCCCACUGUUGGCUUCCACCUGCUUGAUGUGGCAUCUGGUGAAGUGGAGACUGUUGCCAUUGAUGCCUUCCCCGAGGAUGACCUUGUCAUUGGAGAAGUUAACUGGCUCACCGACGCGCACAGCAAGGUCAUCUACCGUGCCUUCAACCGUGUGCAGGAUCUCGAGAAGUACGUCGUUGUCGAUGUCGAGGCGGGCACUUCCUCUGUUGUUCGUGAGCGCGACGGUACCGAUGGCUGGCUCGAGAAUCUGAUUGCCACUCGAUACCUCGGCGCUGUCCAGACUGCCAACGCUUCUUACGGAAAUGCCACUGAGUACUACCUCGACCUUUCUGACGAAAGCGGUUGGAACCACAUCUAUCUCUUUCCUGUCGACGGCGGCGAGCCUAUCGCUCUCACCUCGGGCGAGUUCGAGGUGCUUUCUAUCUUGAAGAUCGACGCCAAGCGCGGUCUCGUCUACUACACUUCCACCGAGCACCACAGCACAGAGUCGCACGUCUACUCUGUCAACUUCAAGACCGGUGACAAGAAAGCCCUCGUUGACGACAGCGUCUCAGCUUUCUGGACGGCCUCUUUCUCCUCUGGUGGUUCUUACUACGUCCUCCGCUACGCUGGACCCGAUGUUCCGUACCAGGAGCUCUACUCGAUCAACUCGACCGCUCCCGUCCGCACCAUUGUUGACAACAAGGCCCUGUACGACAACCUCACCACCUAUAACUUGCCCAACAUCACCUACCUAGACCUCGAGCACCCGUCUGGCUUCACUCUUGACGCUAUGCUUCGUUUACCCCCCAACUUCGAUCCCAGCAAGAAGUAUCCUCUUCUUCUCAUUCCUUACGGUGGUCCCAACGCCAAGGAGGUAUACAAGCAAUUCAGCCCUCUUAACUGGAAGGCUUACGUUGCGUCUGACCCUGAGUUGGAGUACAUUACCCUGACUGUUGACAACCGGGGCACAGGUCGCAAGGGUCGUGAGUUCCGCUCCACGGUGACCAAGAAUCUCGGAGACCUCGAAGCGCAGGACCAGAUCUGGGCUGCCAAGGAGCUGGCGAAGAAGUCGUGGGUGGACAGCGAGCACAUCGGUAUCUUCGGCUGGUCGUACGGCGGUUACCUUUCGUCAAAGGUCGUUGAGGUCGGCGACGACAUCAUCUCCUUCGCUCUCAUCACUGCGCCUGUCAGCGACUGGCGCUUCUACGACUCCAUCUAUACUGAGCGCUACAUGAAGCUUCCCGAGGACAACGUAGAGGGCUACAACAAAUCCCGCGUGCACGACGCCACCGGCUUCCAGAAGAUCGCCGGUGGUGUUGUCAUCCAGCACGGUACGGGUGACGAUAACGUGCACUUCCAGAACUCGGCUGCCCUUGUCGAUUUGCUGAUGGGUGCUCGCGUGACCCCGGAGAAGAUGCAGAACACCUUCUUCACGGACAGCGACCACAGCAUCGUGUACAACAACGGUGGCAAGUUCUUGUACAGACAGUUGACCAAGAAGAUGUAUGAGGAGAAGCACAGGGAGGGCGACUCCAAGGGUAGCCACCAGUGGAGCAAGAAGGAUCUACAGAGGAGGUGGAUUGGGUGA